Molecule: messenger RNA, 1329 nt
Organism: Plenodomus lingam JN3
Lineage: Eukaryota; Fungi; Ascomycota; Dothideomycetes; Pleosporales; Leptosphaeriaceae
Biological process (GO): sterol biosynthetic process
Cellular component (GO): endoplasmic reticulum
Source: RefSeq, a predicted model, not a curated record
AUGGCAGAGGACGCUUCUUCGCACCCGGCUCAACCACCACCACCACCACCACCACCCCACAUGUACCGCCCCAUCCCGCGGCGCCCAUUCAACUCCGCUGCGCGUAACGACUCGGCAGACUCGCCCUCACACGCCUAUACUCAAGCCACGCCGCCAGACACGUACGAGCCCGAGCCGAAGCCCGAGCCCAGCCGUUCCUCCGACUUCCUUGCACAGCUCAAUGCGCGUCUACUGCGGACGUAUGAUGCACGCAAUGCCGACUCAGAUGACCAGGACGGCGAUGAGAAGCCGCCUCAGCGCAACAAGAGCUUCCUGAACAUGACGAGCAGCACCCUUUUUGGCAUCUACGACGAUGAAGACAUGGGCCAUGGCACGGUGGGCGACAGCAGUGUGGCGGACACACCCUGGGGCACGGGUGCAGAGACGCCGGGACAUGCGGCCAUGGGAUUGCACGCCUGGGAGACUGGCAUGGGGAGUUCGGAUGGGCAAGGGGGUAACAGCAUCAAGAGUCGUGCCCGAGACCCUGUGAACAGCAACAAGGACACCACCCGCAAGAAGCACGCGCUGAAACACACGCGUCAAGGGCCUUGGAAAUACGCGGUCAUAACGACCAAACUGGCGGCACUCUACCUCUUUGGUGCCACAUAUGGUCUCAUUGUCUCCCAGUUGCACGAGACGAGGCCACUGGCGGCGGUGCAUGUCGAGGGAGUGGAUCGUAGAAGUCGCUUCUACCUACCGAGCUGGGGGCUUUUUGGUCUGGUCCUAGGGAGCCUUCUGCCCUAUGUCGACCUCUUCUGGGAUUCACGGCGGCCAGAAAGCGACAGAAAAGGCAAAGAGGCUGACAAGCAUGAGUCUCCCAUCAGCGAGCAAGUCAACGAUGUGGUAAGGAGUGUGGCUGCAUUUGUCGGUAUUGCAUUUGCCAUUCGCCGCCUUCCCUGGCAGUCCACCCUCCAACUCACGCUUACCCUUGCGCUUGUCAAUCCCGCGCUAUGGUACAUCCUCGACCGUUCCAAACCAGGACUGUCCUUCUCACUAAUUGUCACAUCUGUCCUCACCUCCUUCAUCUUCCUCUCCAACCCAAACGCAUUACCCUCGCCUCCAUUGCCAUCAUCAACAAACAUCACGCAAUUACCCCCGAGUCAAAGCGGCCAUGCCAGUGGAAGUCCCACAUCGACAUCUCCACCAGGCGAACUGUUCGCAGGCGUCGUCAGCUAUGAAAAUCUGGCAGUCGUGACUUGGGUGGGCAGUGUGCUCUUUUGCAGUUGCGUCUGCUUUGGGAAUAUCGGGCGCCGCUUGGGUGUCUUGGAGGGUUCCAGUGUGCAAAGAUAG